This is a messenger RNA of Ochlerotatus camptorhynchus, 994 nucleotides long. It is a transcript of the gene RpL7-like, whose product is annotated as Ribosomal protein L7-like. Gene Ontology annotation, cellular component: cytosolic large ribosomal subunit. Gene Ontology annotation, molecular function: structural constituent of ribosome; RNA binding. NCBI's taxonomy places the organism in Eukaryota, Metazoa, Arthropoda, Insecta, Diptera, Culicidae. Gene Ontology annotation, biological process: maturation of LSU-rRNA from tricistronic rRNA transcript (SSU-rRNA, 5.8S rRNA, LSU-rRNA). The record is from RefSeq and is a predicted model, not a curated record. The coding region runs from base 136 to 894 and encodes 252 amino acids. The transcript has a single exon.
AACCGUCUCCAUCUCUCAUUCAAAACAAAUAAACGUGCUCGCAUCGGAAUCGCAGUCGGUGCCGUGGAAAAUAGUGCGUCGCCAUCAGGAAAAUACAAUUUUCUUUCGUUUUUCCACGCUCAAUCACACACAAAGAUGGAGAAGUACGCCGUCCCGAAUAAGUUGCCGGCGGAGGAGAUCAGCAUCCUGGCACAGCGCAAAGCCCGAAUCAAGCGCGAUGCCAACCAAUGGGUACGGAAGCCGUUGCCGGAGAACCGCAAGAAGAAAUUCUGCAAACCGGAGUUGUUUAUCGCCGAUUUCCGUAAGGCGGAACGAGACUCGAUGCGGGUGAAGAGGAAUUUCCUGAAAACCGGUAUUCAGUUGAAAAACGAAGCUAUCGAACACGGUCGGUUGAUUCUGGUAUUCCGUCAUCGGGGUAAGUUCAUUGCCAACAAGGAAGUGAUGCACAUCCUGGCCAAGCUGGGUCUGCCAUACAAACGGAGGGCUGUGCUGCUGAAGCUAACCGAGGGAGUUCAUGCGAUGCUGAAGAUGGUGGAACCGUGGGUGAUCUGGGGCUACCCGACCACUUCCACCGUCCGGGAGCUGAUCUACAAGUACGGGUUGUUCAAGCCGCAGCAAGGCGAGAAGGGACCGAAAAAGAUUCCGAUUACAUCGAACAAACAGGUGGAGGAAAAGUUUGGCCACCUGGGGAUAAUUUGCGUAGAAGAUCUGCUGCACGAGCUGCUGACGGUGGGGUCAAAUUUUGAGAAGGUAACGAAGAUCCUGCAUACAUUUGAACUGCGAUCGCCUGCCGAUGGUUGGAAGGCGGCCCGAAAGGGAAAGCUACGGACGCUGGGAGGAGAAGCCGGUUUCCGCGGAGACGACAUCAACGAGUUCUUCAAGCGAUUGAUGUGAGAGUGCGUGCGGUUCUUUCGUUAGAUAUGUAAGUUUUUCGUUUAAUUUUUAAAAUUAUAUUCCCCUUUGGUUCUGUAGAGAAGUCAAAUACAAUUUCCCU